GUUUACAAAGUAAUUAAUAUAUAAAGUAAAAGAAAUUCGCAGUAAAAGUUUUUGAUAAAAAUAAACUUUAUGAAUAAGAAAAAGGAUUGUUAUCUAUCUUUAAUGAAUUAAAAAUAAUGAGAGAUUUAACAACAAGUUAAUAUAUAAUAAAACUUUUUGAAGUAUUUUAAAGUAAAGAUUAAUUUUUUUUUGUAUUGGAAUUAAUUGAAGGAAUCAAAUUAUAAGAUUAUAUUGAUAAUUAAAAAAAAUUGCCUGAAUAUGAAAUAAAAAGAAUUUUAUACAUGAUUUUAAAAGGCAUAUAAUAUUUGCAUUAAAAAAAUAUUAUACACAGAGAUCUAAAAUUGGAAAAUAUUAUUUAUUAAAAAGAAACCUAAACUCUAAAAAUUAUUGAUUUUGGAUUAUCAACUUAUACCUAUGAUAUUCCUUAUAUAUUUCCAAAAUGUGGAACACCAGGAUAUGUAGCUCCUGAAAUAGCAAAUUAAAUUGAUAAAAAUUUAGCUUAAAAUUGUAUAAGUGAUAUUUUCUCAACUGGUGUUAUUUUCCAUAAUUUAUUAUUUGGUGAAAAUUUAUUUAAAGGAGUUAAAUUUAAUCAUGUUUUAGCAAAAAAUAAAGAUUGUGUAAUUAAUUUUUAGGAAUAAAAAUAUGAUAAUAUAAGUCCUGAGGCAAAAGAAUUACUUAAAUGGUUUUUGUAAAAAGAUCCUUAAAAAAGAAUACCAUGUUAAGUUGCUUUGGAUUUGCUUAAUCCUUUAUUAGGUAAGCUUCCAUAAAUAUUUUCUUGGAAAGAAUCAUAAAUAAAAUUCUUUACAGGAUUAGUAAAUUCUUCUAAUUCAGCUGGAGCUGCUUUAGGAUCUAUCUCUGCAGGUUAUUUUAGUGCAUUAUAUGGAAGAAGAACCUUAUUUAUGAUAGGAGAUGUUUUUUGUAUAAUAGGAUCAGGAUUAGGCUUAAUAUAAAAUACUGCCUCACUUGUUUUAGGAAGAUUUAUUUAGGGAAUAGGAAUGGGUAUAUUAGUUAAUUUGGCCAUUUUAUUUAUUGUAGAAUGGACUUAUUAUAAAUAUAGGGGAUAUGCAGGUGCUCCUAUGGUUUGCUUUACUCCUUUAGGAUUUAUUUUUUCAUCGUUGUUAGGAUUAAAUACUGAGAAUGUAAGCGAUUAAUAUUGGAGAAUUGUUUUAGGGAUUCCUGGUAUUAUUUCAUGUGUUGGAUUCGGAUUAAGUAUUUCACCAAUCUAUCCUGUGGUGCUUUCGGAAAAUUUGCCUGAAGUUGGAUAUAUGAUUACUAGUAUUUUAUUUUGGGGACUUAAUACUGGGAUAGUGUAAUUUUUCCCUAUUUUAGUUGACAGUGAAUUGAAAUUAUAUGGAAUUUUUUGGAUGUUUGGGGGAAUUAUGCUUAUUAAUUUUUUCCUGACUAUAGGUUAUAUGAAAGAAACUAAAGGAAAAAGUUUAAUUUAAAUUGAUAAUAUGUAUAAUUUGAGCGAAAAUAAAAAUGAUAUUUUACCAAAAAAUUAUAAUAUUUAGGAUGAAUAAAAAUCAUCUGAAGGUUAUAUUUGA
Messenger RNA from Ichthyophthirius multifiliis, 1544 nucleotides. RefSeq names its product protein kinase domain protein. The transcript has 5 exons. Gene Ontology annotation, biological process: transmembrane transport; mitotic DNA damage checkpoint signaling; protein phosphorylation. Gene Ontology annotation, cellular component: cytoplasm; membrane; nucleus. Lineage: Eukaryota; Ciliophora; Oligohymenophorea; Hymenostomatida. The annotation marks the transcript as partial. The record is from RefSeq and is a predicted model, not a curated record. Gene Ontology annotation, molecular function: protein serine/threonine kinase activity; transmembrane transporter activity; ATP binding.